GAAGGUUAUGGUAGACAGGAAUCGGGUAGACAGGAGUCAGGUAGGCAAGAAUCGAACUACGGCAGACAAGAAUCUGGCUAUGGUAGAGAAGAGUCUGGAAGGCAACAAGUUUAUGAUAGACAAGAGUCUAGACAAGAUUCUCAAGGCUACCAAAGACCUCAAGGUGAAUAUUCCCGCCCUCCUGGAAAGCCUCAAUCGUUUGGAGUUGAUGGUUAUGAAUACCAAUAUUCCAACUGUAAUGGAUCUAAGAAGGCUCUUUUAAUUGGGAUCAACUAUACUGGUACUGCGAAUCAGCUCAAUGGUUGUGUCAACGAUUGCAACAAUGUGCAAGAGUUUCUUUUGCAGAAUGGAUUCUCAAAAGACAACAUUGUACUUCUCAAUGACCAGCAAACCAACAAGAGGUCUAUUCCUACAAGAGACAAUAUCUUGGAUGGGGUGAAGUGGUUGGUCAAAGAUGCUCGUGCCAAUGACUCUCUUUUCUUCCACUAUAGUGGCCAUGGAGGUCAGACCCCAGAUAAGACAGGUGACGAAGCAGACGGUAAUGAUGAAGUAAUCUAUCCUUUGGAUUUCGAAACUGCUGGGUUCAUUGAUGACGACACUUUACAUGAAAUUAUGGUGAAUCCUUUGCCCAAAGGUACAAGACUUACGGCCCUUUUCGACUCUUGUCACUCUGGAUCUGUCUUGGAUUUACCUUACACGUACUCUACCAAGGGUGUUAUCAAGGAGCCCAAUUUACUUGAAGAAGCUGGUUCUGGCUUGUUGGACACCUUCAAGGCAUACAGUCAAGGAAACCAGAAGGCUGUGGUUCAGGGUAUCAUGGGAGUGGCCAAGUCGUUCAUGAAUAAGGAGAGAGCUGAAAAGGCCAACGAAGUCACCAAACAGACCAAGACUUCCCCAGCCGAUGUUAUUACCUUGAGUGGGUGCAAAGAUGACCAAACCAGUGCUGAUGCUAAGGAAAACGGACAAGCCACUGGAGCUAUGAGCUACUCGUUCUUGAAGGUGAUGAGAGAGAAUCCUAAACAGUCAUAUCUCAGUUUGUUGAAUGGAACGAGAGACAUCUUGGCCCUGAAGUAUAGUCAAAAACCACAGCUCUCGUCUUCACAUCCUAUCGAUACCAACUUGCAGUUUAUCUUCUAG
Molecule: messenger RNA, 1137 nt
Organism: Scheffersomyces stipitis CBS 6054
Lineage: Eukaryota; Fungi; Ascomycota; Pichiomycetes; Serinales; Debaryomycetaceae
Gene: MCA1
Product: Ca(2+)-dependent cysteine protease
Exons: 2
Biological process (GO): proteolysis
Molecular function (GO): cysteine-type endopeptidase activity
Source: RefSeq, a predicted model, not a curated record